UCUGUACAGUUGACAAGAGCGAAAAUGGUUCAGGUCAGGAAUCCAAUACAAAGUGGGCCACUUAUGCACAAUUGGAAAUUGCCACCAGCCUCCAUGACAGUGAUGUGUUUAUAUCCCAGUCACCCAAUGAACUGCCUUGAAAUAGCAAACUGUAUUGUCUUCGCGAAUGAUUUCCCAUCUGAUAAGUAAGUAUUCGAUUGUGUCACUUUGUGUGAUUGCCGGUGUUCACCUUCCAUUCUAUACCUAAUUUUAUCCAGGAGGGAUUAAAAUAUUUGGAUUCCAUGGGGUGGUCUCCAUAAGCUAUUUGUUACUCUUCCUCUCUCUUUUUCCCAGGACUAGUAUAUAAAGAGGAGGGAGCUUUUGUGCUAUCUUCAGACAAAAGCCUACAAGGAAAAGGAGAGAUCAAGAGAGAGGUGAGGGAGCUCCACCGAAAGGGGAGCAGCCAGCAUGCAGGAGCAUGGUGGACAAGAAGAUGACAUAGGGAGUGGAUGCAGUAGGAGGAGCACGGUUGGAUCAGAUGCAACCAUGGGCGGCACAGAAAUCAAGCUGCAAGCUUUAAGGUUCGCAGAGGACCUCUCCCUCCCUUCGGUGCAGGUGGUGGUGAUGAGCGCCAACAUGGGCUGUUCGCACUGCCGACAGCGGGUCACCAAGGUGGUAACCAAGAUGAACGCAGGGCUGCUGGACUACAUGGUGGAUUUCGGGAAGAAGGAAGUGACGGUGAGGGGGACGGUGCUGCACACCAAAAAGAAGAGCAAGAAGAGGAAGAAGCACAAGGAGGAUGAUAAUAAUGGAGCUGUUGACAGCAGCUGGGAGAAUAGAUCGUCGUCCUCCUCCUCCUCAUCUUCGCUUGCUUCCAACCAAAGCUCCAGGACAUUGUCCUGGUUCUUGGGAUGCUACGGUUCAUAGCUAGCUGGUAGAAUAAAGUUUAGUUAUUACUGUUGUGAUCUAGUUGUAUUUCUUUUUACUUCUUAUUCUUUCUUUACAUAUAUUUUGUAUUUUUUCUGGGAAAUAAUGUAUGCUUGUAUAGCAAUGUGUAUAUCAUUUCCUCGCAUGGACGCUGUCCUAUAGCUAUAAUCCCAUGUUUUUGCAAGACA
Brachypodium distachyon (stiff brome) is the source of this 1094-nucleotide messenger RNA. RefSeq lists its product as uncharacterized. The coding region runs from base 448 to 906 and encodes 152 amino acids. The record is from RefSeq and is a predicted model, not a curated record. The transcript has 3 exons. Gene Ontology annotation, molecular function: metal ion binding. Lineage: Eukaryota; Viridiplantae; Streptophyta; Magnoliopsida; Poales; Poaceae.